Messenger RNA from Penicillium alfredii, 4551 nucleotides. Its product is annotated as kinetochore-microtubule binding complex subunit SPC105. The record is from RefSeq and is a predicted model, not a curated record. Gene Ontology annotation, biological process: mitotic spindle assembly checkpoint signaling; mitotic sister chromatid biorientation; protein localization to kinetochore. Bases 1 to 4551 code for a protein of 1516 amino acids. Lineage: Eukaryota; Fungi; Ascomycota; Eurotiomycetes; Eurotiales; Aspergillaceae. The transcript is spliced from 5 exons.
AUGUCGUCCCGACUGGACUCUGUGGCACCGCGACCGCGUUCUCGCCGCUCUAUCGCCCAUGUUCCGCGAUCCAAGAUGACGUCUAGUUUGGAUAAGGAGAAUGCGAUUGCAGACAUCGGCGCGACACAGCCAUUUGAGACCAAACCAAAGCUUACCGCUAAAGACAAGAAGUCUCGUAGCAAGAGUCUGGGACCAGGUGGACUUGAUGCGCUUCAAAAUUCCAAUGGCAAUCGUCGCAAGUCCACGGCCUCAGCUCCUCUAAAAUCAAUUCUCAAACCUACGGUUCCUGUCUCUCCAGUGCGCAAGAUCCCGUCUUUUGAAGAGACGCGCCGACGCACCCCCGCACGCGACAACCAAAGCCAUGACGGCGCGAUGGAUGAUGAUAAUCAAAGGAAAGAAGGACUUUUGAUCGAUUUUGAGACAGCCCCUCGAGCUCCAACUUUCGGCAACGAUAGCACGGAUAACCCGUUUGACACUUUCAAUGCCACGUCAGCGAUUCGCGAAGAAAUGGCCGCGACCAAGGAUCGCGAUGAGAAGGAGCGCCGAGAGCGCGAACGCCAGAAUAUCCUUGAGAAACGCGAGGCACGGCGUAAAUCAAUGGCCAACCGCCGAGUAUCCUUCGCACCAGAGGCUACACUACACACAUGGAAUGUAAUUGAAAUACCCGAUGAGUCAACUUCAUCAUCAACCUCCAACUCGACGAGACGUGCAUCUGCACUUUCAAACACCGUGAACCAGCAACAUGCGCCUACCCCGGCAAAAGAGGCUCCCUCAUCUCCCGACGUGGACGCUGAAUCGGAUUUUGGCUUUUCCCCUGUCCGUCAACAGGACUUGCAACAAAUAAGAGAUCGCUCAGCAUCUACCGAAGACCCCGAAGGCUCCCAGGACUUAUCAUCAAGCCCGUUCAGUGGAAGCUCCGCUUCGGGAGGGGAGGACACCGGGGCCCAGAGCUUAGCCGGGGAGGAAGAUGAUGAUCAUUCGUCCGGGUCCGAUGAUGGAUUUGAUGCCGAGAGUACUGCGAUGAGCAUGGACGACAUGACAGCACACUCUGCUGCCACGAUGCAGUCAGAUGCAUCUUCGGGUUCAAGUUCCAGUGCCAGACUCAACCAAGCAUUACGCCAGGCCGCAAAGGAGGCUGGGACUCAAGCGAUUGAUGAAGGAGAUGGAGAAAUGUCCAUGGAGAUUGCUGAUCAAGAAAUCACGGGCGCUUUUCAACCAUGGAUCAAAAAGGGACAGAGACAAAGCUUUGACUGGGAAGACAUCAGCGCUCGCCAUGAUCAGGAAAAUGUCGAUCCAUCCAAGACGCCUGAUAUGCGGGGUGCUUCCGAGUCUGACUAUAUGGAUGAGGAUGAAGACCUUAGUAUGGACGUGACAAACGCGGUAGGGCGCAUCCUCGGCAAAUCGCCUGGUCGUCGCCAAAGUGCGAUCCGCCGCAAGUCUACAGAAACGAGUUACGACGACCAAACAAUGGAGAUGACCAACGUGGUUGGGGGCAUUGCUCCAAUGGAAUCUCCUGUGAAGCCUUCCAACGACGUCAACGAGAACGAAGAGAUGACAAUGGAAUUUACUUCCGUUGUCGGCGGAGGAGUCCUGGGCAAGGAAACUUCUCACAGUCACGACGGAGAUGACAUGGUUGAGCAGCCGGCUUCUUAUACCCCAGGGUCGGAACGCGUGAACCUCGAACAGGAAACUGGCGAGAAUUACUCGGACGAGGAUAUGGACAUGGAGAUGACCGGCGCUGUUGGAGGCAUUUUGCCGGGGCUAGAAACCAGCAACAAAGCGCAGGCAAAAGUGCUUAUGGAGCUCGAGUCUGACUCGGGGCAGCUGGGCAGCUCUCCUUUCCAGGACACUGUCCGGGCGUCACCCGCUAAAUCACCGGCCAAAUCCCCACUCGCCUUCCAGGUUACCACUGUUGCCUCUGAAACCGGCAGCCCCAGCCUAGCCAGUGUGAGAUCCCGACGUAGCUCUGCUCUGGGCACGUCGAGCACACCAAGAUCGGCUAGCCGCCAGACAUCGCCGACCAAGAAACCAUCCACUCCCUCUAAGCAAUCUACACCCCAAGUGAAACCCAGCACGCCAAGCAAAACCCCCCCAUCAAGCAAAGUGACCUUCCGAAGCGCUUCGCCAAAGAAGCUCUUUCAGCCUGAGAUUCAGCAGUCGGCCGAUAAACGCAAGUCUACCCGUCAGAGCAUCUUUGAACACAAUGCGGCAACGGGAGAAUCGACCCCUCUUUUCGUGCUGCCACCUCGUGAGGGGCGCCGCUCUUCUGGUCUGGGAAUCGACAAAGAAGGUCUUGGAUCGCCUCGUGUGGCAGCUCUACUUGACAAGCGCCAGUCCCUCGGUGAAAGCUCGCCCCAGUUCGUCCCUCAAGAGCAGCCCCGUGCGGGCGUGCGUUUCGAGGACCCGUUGCAACUACAGGCAGAGGAAGAGCGUGAUCGUGAAGAGGAGGAGCUCAGGGAAGACGGCCAUAUCGGCUUUUCUCAGUCUGGUGACCGGGAUGUAACCUCGAGUUUGAAGGACAUGAUAUCCAGUCUCAGCCCCAAGAAGAACAAAAUCGGCAGCCGAAAGAGUCUUCAUGUCGGUGCUGCUCGCGGGGUUCUGGGAAAACGCCCCAUUGAGCUGGACAUGGACGAAGAAGAUGAAAUGCAAAAUUCACCCAAGCGACUGCGAGGCCACGAUGUCAGCCCGGUUAAGGGUGUGAAAUUGCCGGCACCAGGGUUUAGCGAUCAAAGGGCCCAGCGAUCAACGCGUUUGCCCGCUCGCAGAGCUGCUAGCUCUUCGCCUCUGAAGGCCAGCGCCACUCCCACCAAGGAGCCAACCAGUGCGUCGAAAACGGCGACGACUCCUCUGAGGGAAGGAAUUGAUUCCCUGCAACUUGCUUCUGACCCCUCUCAACCGGAGCAAGAAGCGGAGGCACCCGCCGAGGAACUCGUCCCCGAGAUUGAGCCCAUCCAGUUACAGGAGUUCCUGAACAUGACCAACAUCCACUUCAUGGAGCUCACGACCACGAAGAGACGGCACACUACAGUCGCGCCUGGAAGCGCCACCAAGAAACAACCGCGGCUUUCUGAGGAGAAUGUGGCCAAGCAAGGCACCAUCACUUUUGAUGACACCGUUGCUGCUGGGUUUUGCACAGUACCCAUGCUUGAGCUGUACCAGCACUCCUGUCGGGAGUUGAAGUCCUACAUCUCUGAAGGUCGUCAAGUGAUCCGGUCAAUCGAAGCUGAAACAUAUGCCGACAACCCUCCUCUGUUCCGGGAGUAUGUCACAGCUCCGCCGGACAUCCGAGUGAUCAUGGACAACCAGUUUCGAAAUGUCAAGACCCAUGCGCGGCUUCUCAGUAAAGCUACAUGGUACGAAUGGCGAAUGAAGCUUCUUGAAGGGUUGAAGGAAGGACUCAACCGCCAUGUGGAGGAAAUGAAGAGUGAUGACCAAUUGUUAUCCAAACGGGAGGAGCUGCUCAGCAGCACCGUGCCCCCAUUGGCAGAAAAACAUGCAUCCUUGGAACUAGAAGCGACUAAUCUGCAGCAGCUGGUCGACGAAAUGGAGAACUGCGACCAAGAUGAGCUGCGAGGUGCGCGUACAAAGCUCUCUGGUGUGGAGGCUGAGAUUGCGGCCAAGAGGCGAGAGCUUGAGCAGAUGCAGGAGGAGGUGCAAGAGAAGACCACCUCGAUCGAGGCCGGAACCGAAAUGCGCGACGAGUUCCUAGCCCAAAUCCAGGAAGCCGAGCGUAUCAAGGAGGAAUGCCGCGGGUGGAGUGCUCGGGAGAUCAGCGAACUAAAAGCUUCUGUUCAACAGAUCGAGCACCAAACUGGCUGGUCGAUCAUCUAUGCCUCAACUCCAUCGGACUCAUCCACAGGUCCGAUGUUGACCAUGGCCUAUCGCGAUCAGCUGCAGCUGAAGUUCGAACCCGGUGCUUUCGCAGUCAAGAGCUCGAACCGCAGCGAGAAGAGUUCACCACUGGAGCUGAUCUCCAUGAAGGGCAGCGGCAUCUCCCCCAUCGCAUCGUUGGUCCUUCAAUCACUGCAACGCCACCUGACUACCACCCAUCAAGCCGUCGUUUCUCCCAAACAGCUUCUGCGGUUUGUUUCAAGCGCGUGGGACCGCACCGUCGGCCUUGAGAACGAGGCUCGCAUGCUCGAAUUCUGCGGAGUCACCCGACUCUCCCUCUCGGGCCCUGAUGAGUCCUCGCUCUCCUUACGUGCGCGGUGCACACUGCUGGGCAAUGCCGCCGUUGCCUCUACCCCGGGCCGUAAAGGCGCCGCGGCAAAGAACAAGGGCGCGAAGAGGGUCGACGUCGACUUUACCGUUCGCACGCGCAUCAAGCACGACACCGCCGAGACCAGUGAGAUCGGGUCUCUGGAUUUCGACAUCGAUGUCCUGGCAACCAAAGUCUAUGGCUUCGGAACGGGCAACAAGUCCGGUCUGCCCGACCAGGAGAUGCAGAGCAUUCUUGGCAAGGGGCUCGGGCAGCAGAAGGAUAGCGAUACCCAGCUCGGUAAUGGGGUCUGGUGCAAAGCUGUUCGCAUGCUCACCGGUUCUGUCUUUUAA